AUGGCCAUUUAUGCUAACGUUACUAGCCCUCUGGUCGCUGUCGCUCCUGUACCUGCUGCACAUCGCCGUCGUCCGCCUCGACGUCCUGAGGAUACGCUCCCACCUGAGAUCACCCGCAAGCCACCGCAUCGCCGCGCAGUCCCUACUCGCCGCCGCACGCGUCAAGGCACUCGCCAACGUCAAGAUGCCAGGGGAAAAGCGUUGGAUGAUAUUGAUGCCCGCCGUAUCUCUCUUGGUCAGCUUGCUGGACAGCUUUCCGGUUUUAUUGGUGGUGGAGAUGAAGUUAAAAAUGCUCUUGUGAAUGGUUUGCGCAGUAAUGUAAAUCAGCUUGAAAAGCUUUUAAAAGCAUCUUGCGGAGGUAAGGGGUGUGAUUGUGAUAUUAAGAAUUUCCGUGUUGGACAUCUUAAAAAUCUUCAAAAGACAUUUGAAAAAUAUGAUGAAAUUGCAACAAAAAUUAAUGGCCUUAAUAAAGAAAUUGCUGAAAAAAGUAAGGCGCCUGAAGGGGCGCCGCCCGGCGGUGAGUCUGAGAUUCAGAAGCUUGAUGAGCAAAUAAAGCAAAAUGAAGAGAAACUUAAACAGCAAAAAAGUCUUCUUGAAGAGCAAAUUAAGAAGCUUCAAGAUGCUUUAAGUGUGCCUAAAAAGGAAAUUGGUGAAUACAUUCAGAACCGUAAUAAAGAAAUUGCUGACAUCAAUAAGAAAAUUGAAGCGCAUAAAAAGGAAGAAAAGAAGAAAAAUAGUCUUAUUAAAGAUGCAGAUAUCUCCAUUCCCUACAAUCUUUCUCAUCCUCUUGAAACUGAGCAGGCUAAAUUGCAGUCUCAUAAUGCUUCGUUGGAGUCUCUUGAGAGUCUUGAAAAGCUUAUUACAUUUCAUGAGGAAGUUAGUAAAAAUCCUAAAACUGAAGAAUGUAAAAACAUUUUAACAAAUUUGUGCUCUGGCUUGGAGAAGUUCCUUGGAUACCAAGAAACUUCCAAAGGCUACUCGGGUGAUGGCAUCGUGUACUCGGGCCUUGACAGGCUCUGCGACGGGGUGAUGUCUUUCCUUCAUGGAGUUCUCCAAAGUGUGAAGGAGGAUGAUAACGUUACAACGUACAAUAAACAUAUUACUCAGAAUAAUUUAGAUAAUGUUCUUCGUGAUGUAUUUUCUAAAAUUGGCACUGGGCGUAAUGGGCUUUCGGACUCUGUCACCAAGGUGAAGGAGUGGUUGGAGAAAUAUAAUGAUGAAGUAGAAAAGAAGACAAGAGGAGUGACCGAUGGAUUAUCUGCACUUAUAGGUAAGUUGCGUAGUGAUGUUUCAUCUGGUGUUGCAGGGAAUGAGUAUUACAAGAGCGUUGAAGGCGAGGCGACCAAGGAUCUCGGGACCCAGUUGGCAAGGUGGAAGGGGACACUGGGGAGCAUCGACAGUGAUGUUCAAAGUAUUGCAAACAUACAAAUUAAUGACUUAGACGACACACUUAAAGCACAACUAACGCACAAAUUAGAUCCAGUUAAGAAAGUGGUAGAGCACCUGAAAGGUGUUGCCACGAAGAUGGCAGAGGGGGGGAAGGUGGCAGAGGUUGAUACUGCCAUUACUGAGAAGGAAACUCUCGUAAAAGAGCAAAUUAAAAAGAAAGCUGACGAGCUUCGACGCACACUAACACAAAAACUUAACACAAUAGAUGAACGAAUUAAGGCAUUCGAAACUGAGCAUAGUACUAAGUUGGUGCCUUUGGUGGACGCGAUAAACGCGUUAGAGACGAAUGUUACCGCUGCGGAUGAGCGUGCACAGACUUUGCUAACUAAGUAUAAUGAUGAGAUUGCUGAGAAGGUGAGCAGCAUAAAUCAGCAAGUUGGCGCGCUUGACACGGCAAAAAUCUCAACUGGACUUCAAGAGGUUUUUGACAAUGUUAGUGGGCAGUUGGAGACGCUGCAAAAUACGUUACGUGAACUUGGUGAAUUUGGAAAUACUGUUAGUAGUGGUGUGCAAAAUAAUCUGCAGUAUUUCACGACACCUAGUGAUCCAGAUAUGAAUGUGAGUGCGCAGAUCACGAAGCUGAAGGAGGAGAUUAGAAAGGAAAUUACCAAUUAUGUAAAAAAUGGCUUGGGAGAUAUUAUUAGGUUGGCGAUUAAAGGAAAAACAGAUUUGGUUGCGAAUUCGAAGAACCAUCCAGAUGGUUCCCUGGAUCAGAUCGUGGAAGGCGUGAAGAAUUUUGCGAAGAGUUUCCAGGGCAGAUUCACCAAGUCAAUUGAAAAGAUGGUUGAGAAAUUGAUAGACGAGGAUGCCAGUGCGGUGAGGAUGUAUGUUGAGAGUAAAAUAGCGGCAGAAGUUAUAAAUGAUGCAACAUUGCAAACAACCGAACUUGCGUCUCUUCCUACGAACGAUUAUCGCUUCCAAAACGCCCUCAGAACUAUACUAGCCGCCGUACAUAAAAAGGUUGAGGACACCUCAGAGGGGUUUAGCAAAUUCAUCGGGACUUCCCAGAUUGGCAACCUUGAGGCAGCCAUAAGAGUUGUCAAUACUCUCGGUGACCAUCUGGCAGAGGCCAUUAAAAAUACUGAUCAUAUUCCAGACGGCACCGGCGUCCUAACUCUUGGUAACCAAAUUCAAACUAAGCUAUGUAGUGAUGCCACCAACAGCGAAGUGGACACCAAACUCGGCGAACUCCUCCAACAGGCAGUAAAAAAUGGCAUCGAUAAGCUAAAUAAGAAAGUAAAAAACAUCGUCGACAUUGAACUCCGUGAUGUCCACCCUACAAUAGAUGAACAAAUCAACAGGCUGAACAACGCAGGGAUUCAGCCCGGCAACAUACGAAAGCUAGUCAACGGUCUUGAAGCACAGAUCAACGGGCUGAAACCUCUAGUAAGCGGGGUUAAUGAUGAGGCCGGAGGAUUGAUCCUACGGCAGGUUGGCGAUCUGAGAAGGCGUGUGGGCGAACUUAAAGAUAGCAUCGCGGAAAUUAAUUCAGCUAUCAAAGAAUUUAAUAAGUCCUUUUUAGCAGCAAUCGAGGCCGCCAAAUCAGCCUCUCAACAAGCCCGCAAGGAACUCAGUGAAGGUAUCGAUGGCCUGCAGACUCACCUCACUCAACAAGUGACUGAAGCCUUCGACGCCGUCCACACCGCCGCGAAACAAAUGUUCAACCAAGGGCACAAGGCUGACUUGGAGCAGCUCAAGAAAUUGGUCAGCGCGCAAAAUAAAUUGAUUACCGAAAUUAUAGAGAAUGACAAGAAGAAAGGUCUCAAAGGCCUGCUGAAGGAGAUGUAUAAGGACAGUGGAAGCAAAAUAAUGGCAUUAAAACUGGAAAGAGUCGAAGAGAAAGAACAGUUUAAAACGCUUUCAGAGAGAUUUAAAGACUAUUUAGAACUCAUUUUCACAUACAUCAAGGGACAACUCAACACUCCAAGUUCGUCGCCACCCAACUCCACAACCAAGGAGCCAACCAAAAUGCUGGGUGAAGUGCAAAGUAAACUCGGCAAUUUGCUUACUCAUCUUGGCACAGCGAAACAUUUUGAUAGUCUAUUCGUAUUGCGCUUAGAAUCGUUUUCCACUGAACUUGGCAAAUUCACGCCGUCUCAAUUCGCCGGCCCAAAUAACUCUAAGCUGCUCGACUCACUUAGAGAUGGGCUGCAGAAAUUGUGUGAUCAGCUGGACAAGGCGUACGUGUCGGCGUACUCGGGAGACUACUGGAAUGGCAAUAACAAAACAAGUAUGCUAAUGUUUUCUGUACUAUAA
This is a messenger RNA of Babesia ovata, 3705 nucleotides long. RefSeq lists its product as uncharacterized. NCBI's taxonomy places the organism in Eukaryota, Apicomplexa, Aconoidasida, Piroplasmida, Babesiidae. The record is from RefSeq and is a predicted model, not a curated record. The transcript has 3 exons. The coding region runs from base 1 to 3705 and encodes 1234 amino acids.